AUGGAUGUUCUCAUGUCGCCUGCAGAGGGCUCAGGACUGCCUCACACAUGCAACAGUAACAUCAUGGGUGAACAAAUGGCCAAAGGUACAGGGCUAAUGACUGCAGCAACUUACUUGGGCUUCCCAGAUGGUAUAAAUGAGGGGGAUGUAAGGUCAAGAUUGAUGGCUGCACGUCAAAUGGCCGAAUACGCCGCUUUUAAUCAGGAUUUUACCAGCAUUAUAUCCUCGAUUCAAGAAGCACCCGGUCUGGAUUUCGAGUCUUUCCUCAUUACUGUUGAUCAGCGGACUUCCCCGUCUGCACCCUCCCUUCAGCGUCCCACCUCACCAGGAGAUACUGGAGAAGAGCAGCCUCCUGCGUCUAAAUGCAAAACGUCUCGAGGGGGGAAGCAGUUGAAGAAGAAGAAAGGUGCGCCGGCUUCCCACCACAACUGGACAGAGGGUUCAUCUGCCGUCACUCCAUCUGGCAACAUGGAGCCUUACAUCGAAAAUGCCAUGAUACGGGUUUUAUCGCAAGAGAUGAUCCGAUUGCUAUCUGAAGGUACUACCGCUAACGACUGGGAUUCGUUCUUGAAAGGCGGUAUAUGGGAAGGGGCAUCUAUGGCAAUGCAGACUAAUUCUCUGAAGGCCAUAUCUGAAAGGUGUGCACGGUCUGAUGCUCUGGCGCGAGUCGUCUCUUUCGUCGGCAUGAUCAGUAUGAUACAUUUCUCAGCUAAGGUAAAAAGCGAGGACCUUAGCAUUCGAAACAAGAAACAAAUGACUGCGAAGACAAUCAUCCAUCAGCAUGACUUAAAUAUGAGCGAGACCAAGUUCAAACGUUGGCUCAAGCUCGGCCAUGCAUACGCCCGUCUUGCUGGCGCUGGAACUAUAUAUUUUCUUAUCUUUAUCGCCUCAGCAGAUGUGAAGAAAUACUUUGAUGAUAUGCAUGUCACUUCCAUAGACAAGCUUGCAAACAUCAUCCUCAAUCCGACAACGCCUCCAUGGUUUAUUCUCGAGACAUGGACAAAUGGGCUUGCUGUCUCCAAACCCCUCCCUCUUAUCUUUCUUUCUUUCUCUUACUCAGUCAUGUACAAGACAUUUGAUCCUCAAGAACGUCCUCCUUCUCCAUGCACUGAUAUUGAGGAGGAUGAUGACGACGACAAUGACGAUGAGAUUCUGAACCAUCCUCAGAUUGAUCAACUUAGACAUUUGUUGAACAAAUUGUCUCUCGAUGACUUGGACAGUGUUUAUGUGAUUAACACCUCAUUUGAUCCAGAUCUAUCUGCCAAUCGCAAGUUCCGAGGCCCAAGAAAGGAUCGCAUGGCCAAUUACAGGUUCACUGAGGAGCUCAGGUCCCAAGCCGGCAGCCACGCUCGGGCAACAAGCAUAGCCGAUUUGGAGACAAAGCUGGUGUGCCUUCUGUCAACUGGGCGCAAGCCGAAUGUCGAGUCCAUGAUAUCUUUUGAUCCGGUUAUCCUUGAAAACAAGAUUUUACACGUCAAGGACAAAAACGGAGGUCUUCUCCUCCUAUAUGUACCCAACAUGAAAGAGGAGAUGCGAGAGACUCUGCUCGACCGCGUUGAAUGUGUGUGGCCAGACCUAGUAAAGAACGUCGAUACAGAAAAUGAAGGCAUGGACCAUCUCUUCGACUGCCUACAUUUUUCAAUGUAUAAUUGGAAUACGACUCUUGGAACUCAAGCACCAAGGGACGUCAGUAUCAUGAAACUAAGGAAGCUAGAUGUAGCAAGGGCUCCGGAUGUCCAUCAGUAUAUUCCUCGAGCCUCAAAGGAGUUAAUUGACCACUGCGAAGAAUACAAUGUACUGGCAGAAGCUUUCGCGGACGUUUUUGUGUGGCAAUCUGAAAUCACAGCGAAUGCCAUGAAUGGCAAUAUUACUACUAGAAGCGGUAACAAACCUGCCAGCGCCAGCUCUGGGGCUGGCACCGUCAGCAGCAUUGGGCGCGGAGGUGCUUCAGGGGCAGGCAGGGGCCGCGGAGGAGGGGCAUCCAGAGCUGGAAGUGUUGGGCCCAUGGCUGCUGUGGCAGGAAGGGGUACGGGCCAGAAAGUGAAGGUCGGCAGUGAUAUUUCCACAGAAGACAUGGCUCUCUUUUGUAGAGUUAAAAAGCAACUUGACACCCAGAAAAAAUCAGCCAAAGACGCUGAGGAUGCAGCUAUUUCAAAGAAGAACAGGCUUCUUAUGGAUGCUGAAACUCUGCCCAAUGGAGCUCAGGUUGCUGGCGCAACAAGGAAACGGCGCCGUAUGGUGCUAGAUGACAAUGAACUGGAUAUUGCUGAUGAUUUGGAGCCUAUCACCGCCUCUCUUAACCCUCCUGUAGAGGAACCAGAGACUGCUCCUCAAGAACCUGAGGAGGAAGACGAGGAAGACGAGCCGGAAGAACGUUCCACUAGGAAUGAAGAUGAUGACGAUGUUGAAAUGGUCGGAGACGACAAGUUUAACGACAAGUUCGACGAGUUCAACAAUGGCGAUCGUGAUGCCUAUGAGAACACCUUCAAAGACAAUGGGUUUCAAUCUAUUCCCAAGAGCACUACCUCAACUUCUUCUGUUGUGACCUAUUCGAGGGAUUCCACGCCCUCAAUAACUAUGGCUAUCACUGGCAAGGCUGGAAGACGCACUGGAAAGAUUACCGAGUCUGAUUUUCCUGACCUCAUUCUGCCGCUUGCCAUUGCACUUAAAAGCCGAAUCCGUUAUUUAGCGGCUUUCACCAAAGCCUUUCCUCCUACUGCACUGUCUGAGCGGGUGGACUAUGCUUGGAAGGCUGUCAAGGAGGCUGUUAACCUUGAUGGAAACCUUCAAGACACAUACGGCUUCAUCGUCCGGGAUCCCCAGAUGAAGAAAAACAUUAUUUCCUUUGGCUUAUAUGCAAGAUCUGGGAUCACUAGCCCCAUAGUUUCUACUGUUCGCACGAAGAUGGCUGAUUUCUAUUGUCUAGGAGGUGGCAAUGAAAAGAUAGAGGAAGAUGUCGCAUGGUUGCUAAAAUCAAAGGCAUUCAUGUAUGGCGGAGUCAACGUCGCAAUGGAGCACGUCCUGAAGGAUUGGAGUAAAGGCGACGUAAAGGCAAAGAGUCCCUUCUACGAGAUACUCUCUCAGGCAAGCUUUGCUCGCCGUCUUGAGAAUUGGGAUAAAAUCGAACAGGAGGCACCCUACUGGCCACGUUGGUGGAGUCGCCAAAUCUUCUCUUUAAUCGUGUACGUACAAAAACCUGAGGAUAGAACUCAAGAGACGACAGAGAAGGAUUUAGAGAAGGUCAACUUCCAGGCCUUGAAUCACCUGGCAGGAGGGCCUGGCUCUGCUCCUGCUGCCCCUACUGCCCCUACUGCCCCUACUGCCCCUGCUGCCCCUACUGCCCUUGCUGCCCCCACUGCCUAG
Molecule: messenger RNA, 3363 nt
Organism: Cyclocybe aegerita
Lineage: Eukaryota; Fungi; Basidiomycota; Agaricomycetes; Agaricales; Hemipholiotaceae
Source: the annotation of a GenBank genome assembly